UUUAAGAUGUCAAGUGCUCAAUUCAAUGCUGGUGAAUCCCAUGGCCAAGCUGAGGCCAAGACUGAGCAAUGGAUAGAUUCAGCCAAAAAUGUGGCAAAUUCUGCAGUUGACAAGGCUGAAAAUGCCACCCAAAGAGCAAGUGAGUCAGCUCAACAAAACAAUGACCACAAUGCUGGAUUUCUUCAGCAGAAAGGAGAGCAAAUGAUACAUAUGGCUCAAGGUGCAAUUGAUGGUGUGAAGAACACUCUUGGAAUGGGAUCAGAGAAGAAAUAAAUUAUAAAAAGGAAUUAAACACAAGUUUUAAUUACCUUUUAAUAUACAGAUUCAUAAUAUUA
This is a messenger RNA of Solanum tuberosum (potato), 335 nucleotides long. RefSeq names its product late embryogenesis abundant protein 1-like. Lineage: Eukaryota; Viridiplantae; Streptophyta; Magnoliopsida; Solanales; Solanaceae. The transcript has 3 exons. Bases 7 to 273 code for a protein of 88 amino acids. The record is from RefSeq and is a predicted model, not a curated record.